AUGCCUGGAAUUCUCCCGAUGAAAGUGAUCAAGGUCGGGAACGGCUCUCAGAGUCGUAUCGCCCAGGCCUGUGAUCGUUGCAGAAGCAAGAAAAUCCGUUGCGACGGCGUCCGUCCCUGUUGUACACAAUGCGCCAAUGUCGGCUUCGAAUGCAAGACUAGUGACAAGCUCAGUCGCCGUGCUUUCCCUCGUGGAUAUACCGAGUCGCUGGAGGAAAGAGUGCGCGCCCUGGAGUCCGAAGUUAGGGAUCUCAAGAACCUGUUAGAUGAAAAGGAUGAAAAGAUCGAUGUGCUCUCUCGUAUACACUCUUUCUCUCCUUCCUCGCGUCAGAGACCUAGUGUUGCAGCGCCGUCGCCAUCUGCGCCUGCAAGGUCCAACGCCCCCGAUGCAGACGAGGGUGUAAUCCAGAUUCCACAAUCCUUGCCGCCUACCGAGUCGACCUCGGCUGAUAUUGCAGGAAUCUCCAGUACUCGCGGUUUUGUUGAUGUCUUCACAAAUAAACUCAUAGAUCAAAACCGAUUGCCGUCAAAUGUUGCGAUCAAGUCUUUGGCCGCUCCCCCGGCCAUUUCCCAUUCCCGCGUCGACCAGGCCAUUCGCACUGCGCCCCGGCUCGUAUCCGAUCAGCUCAUCAACAUCUUCUUCCAAGAAUGGGCUCCUCUUUAUCCGGUUGUUCACCGACCCACUAUUCUGAAAGCUUAUGAACAGUACCUUUCAGGCACCGAGUCUAUGCAGGGCAGCAAACACGACUUGGCACAACUGAAUUUGAUCUUCGGCAUUGCCGCCCUUGCUUCAAUGUCGAGAACCAACCAGGACCCCACCUUUUUCGAAGACAAUUGGUCCUCGAUCCUUGAAUCCAUUGCCAGUGAUAUAUCUAUUGCAACAAUGCAAUGCUACGUGCUCGCUCAAAUGUACUGCAUGACGAAGGGCGACUACACGAGCCUCCUACGCUAUCGGGGUCUUGCCGUCAGUCUUAGUCAACAGCUUAGACUGCAUCAAAGCCAGAAACGCUUCUCGUCGAAUGCUCUCAUGGCAGAAACCCGAAAGAAGGUGUUCUGGUGUCAAUAUACUCUCGAUCGAUUCACCGCUGCUUUGACAGGAUUGCCUGUUCUACUACGUGAAGAGGACAUCAAGACCGAGUACCCCGAAGAUAUUGAUGAUGAAAACGUCACGGAAUCGGGCUUCUUGCCCACUCUUCCUGGAGAGUCUACCCGUAUCUCGAGUGCGAUCGCGCUAUUCGCCGGUUCGCGCGUGUUGAACAAGGUUUUGGAGGAUAUCUAUCCCUCUGAGGGAGGGUAUGAUAUCUCUCUGUCGAAGCUACGCUCAGUUGCAGAGCAAUUGGAUGAUUGGGUGAAGGGCUUACCUGCUCACCUCCGCCUUGAGUUUUCUCAGGACAAGCCUAGCACCAAUGUUACUAGUAGCCGAUCGCCCCUUCUGUCCCUCGUCUACUACUUCAUUCGUUCUUUGAUCCACCGUCCCGCGGUCUGCUUCGGCGAGGAGCACGUCCGGUCCCCUUCUAUCCUUACAGUUUCCGACUCAGCCAAGCACAUUAUCCAGAUCCUUCAAUUGCUCGAUGAGAGACGUCUCUGUCUCUCUGUGAGUAUCAAUCGGAAGGAACUGGUUUUCGCUACAGGACUAGGCCUCCUUUGGCAAAGCAUCGGGCUGAAGCGUGACAGCAAGCUCGUCAAGGAGAGCCAAAAGUUGCUUACCGCAGUCAUUGAUCAAUUGGAAUCUGAUUCGUCGUCCUCUGCCGCGGAGUUCAGCGCUUUGGCCAGUGUUUUCGUUUCUUUGAACAAUAGCAGGCAUGUGUCGACUGGCAAGCCGCAGGACAUGUCGCCGCCCUUGCAGAGACCUUUGAAGUCCCCGAAGAAGCACCUUCAGUCGUGGAAGUCGCGUCUGAGUGAAAUGACCGGUUCAAACCACCACGAAACGCCGGAUUCGCCCUCCCGCAGGGCCACUAUCUGCGGAGCGAGUCCCAAUGCCGCCCAACGCCACAUCAGGUCCUCCAGCUGGGCUAGCUUGCCACCGGACAACUUCCACGCGCUAGAUGUAUCUACGAACAAGACAGUCUAUCCUUCGUCUUCCGGCCCGUAUGAUAGCAGUCAUGUGCUUUCGAGCUCCGCACCCUCGGAUCACCCGAGCGGACCCAUCACGGUAUCCGACUGGGAAGUUGUUCUGAGUGACAUGGACCGCGGCUAUUCGAACAUCUUUACCGGGAUCUAUGGGGGAAGGGAGUGUGGUGAAGACAGUGGUCCCUUCGCUUCCCUCACGGCUGAGUUCGCUCACAAGGGGGAUCCCAUGGUGGCACCGUUGUCAGCACCACACGCAGAGCUGCAAGGGUUGUCUCCCGAGGCAUGGUCAGCCAGUAGCAAUAGCGACGUGCCAGCCAACCAGGAUCUACCGGCACAGAGUGUCCUCAGUUACUCCGACGAAGGCAGUGCCGAAGAGGGUGUGCCAUACAACGAUCUGCGGCUGUCACCGGAAGAGCAGGCCAAUUUUCUGGGCUCGUUCCGGAAUGUUAUGAUUCCGGCGGUGGAAGAUGAGGUGGAUGAGUUUGGGCUGAUUAAUGGCUGGGAUCGGCGACUGGCUGUCUGA
Molecule: messenger RNA, 2592 nt
Organism: Aspergillus luchuensis
Lineage: Eukaryota; Fungi; Ascomycota; Eurotiomycetes; Eurotiales; Aspergillaceae
Gene: facB
Product: C6 transcription factor FacB/Cat8
Exons: 5
Coding region: 1-2592 (863 amino acids)
Biological process (GO): regulation of DNA-templated transcription; DNA-templated transcription
Molecular function (GO): DNA-binding transcription factor activity, RNA polymerase II-specific; zinc ion binding; DNA binding
Source: RefSeq, a predicted model, not a curated record